AUGAGUUCGGACAAGACGAAUAUACUCAUGAAGUACAAGAUUGUGUUUUUGGGAGACCAAAGUGUCGGCAAGACCUCCUUAAUAACGAGAUUUAUGUACGACACGUUUGAUGAAGCUUACGCAACGACAAUUGGGAUAGAUUUUUUGAGCAAGACAAUGUACCUUGAAGAAGGCAAGACCAUUAGACUACAACUCUGGGAUACCGCUGGGCAGGAAAGGUUCAGGUCGUUGAUACCUUCGUAUAUACGAGAUUCGCAUGUCGCUGUGAUAUGUUACGACGUUACCAAUAAGAAGUCAUUUACGAAUUUGGACAAAUGGAUCAAGGAUGUGAAGCUAGAAAGAGGCGACGAUGUGAUUAUCGUGCUUGUGGGAAACAAACUGGACUUGGCGAGCGAUAAGCGACAGGUGAGUCUCGAGGACGUGGAACAGCUACACAACAAGAUCGGGUCCAAGUUCUUUAUAGAGACUUCAACAAAGGCCAACCACAAUGUCAAACUAUUGUUCAAAAAGAUUGCCCAGGCCUUGCCCGACUUUAGCAACGACGACGUGGCCGAGAACGGACAAGAAACGUUGACCAAUAAACCGGAAACAAUCGAUAUCAGCAUUGAAAACAAUGGCCAGAAUCAAGGAACUAGCAGCUGUUGUUAA
Molecule: messenger RNA, 648 nt
Organism: Lodderomyces beijingensis
Lineage: Eukaryota; Fungi; Ascomycota; Pichiomycetes; Serinales; Debaryomycetaceae
Source: the annotation of a GenBank genome assembly